GCAGAGCCCCCCCCACCCCACAACGGGAGAACCGGGAGGGACCGGGGAGGGGGGGGGAAUGAGCGAACCUGGGGACAGAGAGACCCCCCCGGGAGGGGACAGCGGCAGGAUGCAGCGGCUGAAGCGUUCACUCUCCCUCCGGACUCUACUGCGGAGUAAAAGCGUGGAAAACCUCUUCCCACGGGCAGGGAUUGGGGGGCACCCCCCAGGGCCCCCCCCAGGGCCCCCCCAGGCCCAUGGCUUCCAGCAGUACGUCUUCAAGAAACACUGUCCCUGCGAGCUGUGCCGGCAGCUCAUCACCGGUAACUCACGGCAGGGCCUGCGGUGCAAAGCGUGCAAGGCCGGCGUCCAUCUCUGGUGCUCCGAGGGGGUCUCACGGCAGCGGUGUCCCGGCAAGACGGUCACCUCUUUCCACCGCAAUUUCAGCUCGCCGCUAUUGAUGCCGGAGCAGGGGGGAUCCACGCAGGGUGAGCCCCCCCCAGACCCCGUGUAUGAGGCGCUGCGGUUCGGCACCUCCCUGGCAAACGGCGCCAUGGAGCUGCCCCCCACUAUCCAGGGUGACAAAGAGGAGGAAAGCGAGGACACCCCAAGCAGCGUGGGGAGCCCGGGUGGGGAUGCGGCUGUGACUCCAGCAGAGAGGGGCACUGCGGAGGAGAGGAGCCCCGGGCAGCAGGCUGCCCGCGCGCGGCGCGAUGGGGCUCCCAUGUUCUCCUACGUGGCUCUCUACAAGUUCGUGCCCCAGGAGCAGCAGGACCUGGCGCUGCAGCCCGGGGACAGGGUCACGCUGGUGGAUGACUCCAAUGAGGAGUGGUGGAAGGGCAAAGUGGGCGACCGCCUCGGCUUCUUCCCUGCCAACUUCGUGCAGCGCGUCCGUCCCGGCGAGAGCGUCUGGAGGAGCUGCCGGGCUGUGCAGGGGGACAAGGAGCAGGGGCGCAUGAGCCUCAGGGAGAACCAGAUCUGCGUCGGUGUGGGAAGGACCGAGGGCCUCAUCCGGGUGACCAGCGGGAAGAAGCGGGGACUGGUCCCUGCUGAGGUGCUGACGGAGAUCUGAGGAUAUCCCUGUCCCCAUCCCAGCAUCACCACCGCCCCUGGAUCCCUGCACCUCAGGAAGCCCCAUCCGGGCAGGACUUGAACCCCGAACCAUUCCCAACGACCAUUCCCAGUGUCCCCAACCCUUGGGAUCCCGCCUGAGACACGUGCCCUGCUGGGACAGGGCAGGGGACACAGGGGUGGCCCCCAGGGUGGCCCCGGCACCCCCUAAACCCCAGCGUGUGCUGGUUGGUGGGCAUGGACACGCAUGUGCAGCGGGAUGGGAGCGUGUGCACACCAACACACACGUGUGCACAUCCCUGGGCACACGCCUCUGCCCAUACACACGCAUGCGCCACUCCACACGCACACCAGAGACAGCCACGCCUGUACCCAUGCACUGACACACGCGUGUGCAGCCCCACACACACACGUGUGUCCUGCCCAGCUGCGGCGCGCUCAGCUCACACAAGCAAUAACCCCGGGCAGUGCCCGCUCCCAGGAUGCUCCAACCCGAGAGCCUCGAUUAAACGCCGCUGCGGUGGUGGUGCCACCAGGUCUGUGUUUCUGCGCCUGCUGGAGAGUCCGUGUGUCCUGGGUAGGGAUGGCCCCCCGUGCCCGGUCCUGUGCCACCCACCAUGGGCUUGUUCCUGGCUGGAGUCCC
Molecule: messenger RNA, 1693 nt
Organism: Cuculus canorus (common cuckoo)
Lineage: Eukaryota; Metazoa; Chordata; Aves; Cuculiformes; Cuculidae
Gene: STAC2
Product: SH3 and cysteine rich domain 2
Exons: 11
Coding region: 59-1051 (330 amino acids)
Biological process (GO): positive regulation of protein localization to plasma membrane; positive regulation of voltage-gated calcium channel activity; skeletal muscle contraction
Cellular component (GO): extrinsic component of cytoplasmic side of plasma membrane
Molecular function (GO): protein binding
Source: RefSeq, a predicted model, not a curated record